Molecule: messenger RNA, 1171 nt
Organism: Calypte anna (Anna's hummingbird)
Lineage: Eukaryota; Metazoa; Chordata; Aves; Apodiformes; Trochilidae
Product: deoxycytidine kinase
Exons: 7
Coding region: 136-933 (265 amino acids)
Biological process (GO): nucleobase-containing compound metabolic process
Cellular component (GO): cytoplasm; mitochondrion
Molecular function (GO): deoxyguanosine kinase activity; ATP binding
Source: RefSeq, a predicted model, not a curated record
GGGCGGGGGAGGGGGCAGCGCCUCCGCCUCCUCCCGGGGAGGGGUGGCGGGAAGCAGCCAACCCGCCCCCCGACUGGCGGGAGACUUUAAGUGGGCUGGAGCAGCCGAGAGCUCCGUGUGCUCCCGCUCGGCGCCAUGUCCACCCCUGCAAAGCGGCACUGCCACAGCCUCGCCGGUUCCCUCGACUCCAGCUUCCAGAAGCGCCUCAGGAAGAUUUCCAUUGAGGGGAACAUCGCUGCAGGGAAAUCAACAUUUGUCAGGCUCCUAGAGCAGCACAGUGAUGAGUGGGAGAUCAUCCCAGAACCCAUCGCCAAGUGGUGCAACAUCCAGACAGUCGAGGAUGAAUGUGAGGAACUCUCAACAUCUCAGAAGAGUGGAGGAAAUCUACUUCAAAUGCUCUAUGAUAAACCCUCAAGAUGGGCUUACACAUUUCAGACUUAUGCUUGCUUAAGUAGAGUAAGAGCACAGUUAAAACCUCUCUCAGCCAAGCUACGGGAAGCUGAACAUCCAGUGCAAUUUUUUGAGAGAUCUGUGUACAGUGACAGAUAUGUAUUUGCAUCUAACCUGUUUGAGUCUGGAAACAUUAAUGAAACAGAGUGGGCUAUUUACCAGGACUGGCACACAUGGCUUUUGAAUCAGUUUGAAUCAGAUCUAGAACUGGAUGGCAUGAUCUACCUAAGAACCACACCUCAGAAAUGCAUGGAAAGGCUACAGAUGAGGGGAAGAGAAGAAGAGCAAGGAAUUGAACUUGAGUAUUUGGAAAAUCUCCACUACAAACAUGAAGCCUGGCUUCAUGAAAGGACUAUGAGAGUUGAUUUUGAGAACCUUAAAGAAAUUCCCAUUCUAGUUCUGGAUGUGAGUGAAGAUUUUAAGAAUGAUAAGAUUAAACAGGAGUACUUGAUCAGUAAGGUUAAAUCUUUCCUGACUUCUUAAGAGGAUGAAAAUUAAUGUGAAUUGACAAAUCCCUAUAUUUCAGAAGUUAAACCUAACAACGUGUGUUCCCUGACAAUACUAAGCCUGUAUAGCUUUUUAAGGCAAGACUGAAAUGCAAAAUAUGGUUUGGGGGUUUUUCGUUUGUUAUUUUGCUUUUCUCACCUGUAUGGGUUUUGCUAUAUUUCAUAUAGUUAAACUGAACGACUUUGGGGUUCUUUGAUAACUUUGUGUAUAUUCU